Molecule: messenger RNA, 657 nt
Organism: Plasmodium cynomolgi strain B
Lineage: Eukaryota; Apicomplexa; Aconoidasida; Haemosporida; Plasmodiidae
Exons: 1
Coding region: 88-657 (189 amino acids)
Source: RefSeq, a predicted model, not a curated record
AAUAUCUGCACAUGUGAAAAUGGUAAUAAUGGCCUCCCUCAACUGCGCCUAAAUCAUCGAUCACCAAGGUCUCUGUGUGAAAGAACGAUGCUCACCAUGCAAGGUAUUAUAGUAAGACAAAAUUCAUUUAAUCAAGGGAGCAAAAAAAAAGAAAAAAAACCAUUACCCGAUGAAACAGUGGAAGAUUAUUUGGAGAGAUCAUGCGGUCAUGUGGAACUUACAGAUGAAAUGAAGGAUAAACUAAAAUUGUGUAACCCUGAUAUAACAGAAAAAGACAUGCGCGAAAUGUAUUCAACUCUAUACAAUGAGCAUGUAUUAAAUUUUCGUAUUCUUAUUGAAUGCUUGAAAACGGCAACUAAUAUGUUAGCAACUAAUUAUAAACGAGAACAAAGGUUUCAAAAUAAAUGUUGGCUUCAUCAAUAUAAAAAACUUGGAAAAGAACUUAUAAAAAUAUCAGAUAAUGAUGAUGAUGGAUACUUAAAACUAUUUUUAGAAGAAAAAAAGACCUGCAAAACAAGUGAUUUCACCAAAUUUUUAAAUGAUCGUAUGAAUAAGUGGAACGCCUUUAUUAAGGAAAAAAAAAAUGUAGCCUACGCCGAAUUGAAAGAAGCUUUAGAAAGUGGUACAAUGAAGAAGAAAAAAAAAGGCAAAAAUUGA